CACGCGUGUGAAUUAUAUCCUAUGUUACUAAUGCCUACGCACAGAAGUUAUAUGGAUUUUCUCCUCACUUCGUAUGUUUGCUACCAGUUCAAUCUCCCUCUGCCUGUCAUCGCUGCAGGUCUGGAUUUCCUUGGUCUACAAUUCCUCAGCAAACUCUUGAGAAACUCUGGGGCGUUCUUCAUCAGGCGUAGCUUUGGAGAAGACAGAUUGUACUGGGCUGUCUUUACAGAAUACGUUCAAAGCCUACUCUUAGGGGGCGAGGCUCCUCUGGAGUUUUUCUUGGAAGGUACACGCAGUAGGACAGCCAAAUCCUUGAAUCCCAAACUUGGUCUGUUACAAACGUCGCUGGAACUAUACUUCACUGGCCAGGUCCCGGAUGUUACUAUUGUGCCUAUUGCUAUCUCCUAUGAUCGAACCCUCGAGGAAACCUUGUAUGCUUAUGAACUCCUGGGAAUCCCGAAACCUAAAGAAUCAACUUCAGGCCUGAUGAAAGCUCGUAGCUUGCUCAAUGACAACUUCGGCUCUGUAUAUUUCAAUAUAAUAGAUCCAAUGUCAGUCCAAGAAUUCUGUGGGAAUGCUGUUGACAGGAGUCUACACAGUCUUGAACCAAGGUUAGCAUAA
Molecule: messenger RNA, 621 nt
Organism: Limulus polyphemus (Atlantic horseshoe crab)
Lineage: Eukaryota; Metazoa; Arthropoda; Merostomata; Xiphosura; Limulidae
Product: dihydroxyacetone phosphate acyltransferase-like
Exons: 4
Coding region: 22-621 (199 amino acids)
Biological process (GO): ether lipid biosynthetic process
Cellular component (GO): mitochondrial membrane; peroxisomal membrane
Molecular function (GO): glycerone-phosphate O-acyltransferase activity
Source: RefSeq, a predicted model, not a curated record